AUGCGAGCAGGUACCAGCAAAGGUCUGUUCUUGCACAAACGCGACCUUCCUGCGAAGCAAGAACAAUGGAGUCCGAUCAUCCUUGCGGCGAUGGGAUCCGCAGAUUCUGACCCGAGACAACUCAACGGGAUAGCUGGAGCAACAAGCACGACAUCAAAAGUGGCAGUCGUGGCUGCAUCGAGCAAGUCUGGUAUUGACAUCGAAUACACCUUUAUCCAGGUCUCUAUCGGUAGCCCUCAGCUUGACUUCACGGGCAAUUGCGGGAACAUCGCGUCAGGUGUUGGGCCAUUCGCAAUCGAUGAAGGGCUUGUGCAGGUUCCACCCGGAAAAGAGACGAUUGACGUACGAAUUCUGAACACAAACACUGGCCGAGUGCUUGUGGAAACCUUGGAGAUCGAUCGGAUGGGUCAUUUCGCAGAAGAUGGCGACUACAAUCUUCCGGGCACCUUUUCGACCGGUAGUACCAUUGGUGUCGCUUUCGAGAAACCAGCAGGCGCAAUGACAGGAUCACUGUUGCCUUCGGGCAAUGCUAUCGACUCGUUGUGCAUCCCCGGCACGAUCGGACGGCCAGCAUGUGUGGUGCAGGCAAGCUUAAUAGACGCGGCCAAUCCAUUUGUGUUGGUCGAAGCUUCCUCAUUGCCUGCAGUCCUGCACGGCAAAGAUCCCCACUCGUCGUUUUAUCUGGAUUUUGUAGAAGACGUGCGUCGACAAGGCGCCGUUGCGAUGGGCCUGGCGAGGGAUGUGCAGGAGGCUGCAAAGACACGCGGGACUCCCAAGAUUGCAAUCCUGUCGGCUGCGAACGAUCCGAAAACCGACCUCGAAGUGACGGCUUUCAGUAUGGGGAAAGUCCACGGGUCAUUGCAAUUGACCGGAGCGGUUUGCUUGAGCACAGCAGUAUGUACUACAGGGACGGUAGCCAAUCGUCUAUUGGCAACCAGAUAUCAAUCGGCGACUCAAGUGAGGAACAACUGCUUCGUUGACCUCGGCACCUCAGAGCGAAACGUGACGAUACGACAUCCCAGCGGCACAAUUAGUGCUGAGGUCAGGGUGCAUGGCGGCGAGGUCGCCACUGUAAGAUUGGUGCGAACAGCACGGCGCCUCUUUGAAGGAAACGUCUGCUUCAUAGCCUGA
Molecule: messenger RNA, 1131 nt
Organism: Pseudocercospora fijiensis CIRAD86
Lineage: Eukaryota; Fungi; Ascomycota; Dothideomycetes; Mycosphaerellales; Mycosphaerellaceae
Exons: 2
Coding region: 1-1131 (376 amino acids)
Source: RefSeq, a predicted model, not a curated record